Loxodonta africana (African savanna elephant) is the source of this 5878-nucleotide messenger RNA. It is a transcript of the gene CSNK2A2IP, whose product is annotated as casein kinase 2 subunit alpha' interacting protein. NCBI's taxonomy places the organism in Eukaryota, Metazoa, Chordata, Mammalia, Proboscidea, Elephantidae. Bases 565 to 2748 code for a protein of 727 amino acids. The transcript has a single exon. The record is from RefSeq and is a predicted model, not a curated record.
UUGAACACCUAUUAAAUUUGGGGUACUGUUAGGCAUUGUAUAUUCAUUAUCUGAUUUAGUCUUUAGCUCAAUAACUUAAAUAUCAUAGUUACCUGUUUUACAGAUGGGCGCUAGGUUAGAAAGUUUAAUUAAAAAGUAACACACUGCGUAAGUGGUUAGAAUUUGACAGAAUAAGGCCUUUGUCCUACCUACAACAACAAAUUGUUUGAAAAAAUUGCUAUUCCUAUCAGGACCUCUUCUGAACUGUCUUCACUAUUUUGUUAACAGGCAUUAUUUCCUCAAGGGGAAAAACAAAUAAACAAAUAAAAACUCUCGGAAACUAAAGAGAAGACAGAGGAGAACCUCGAAUAGUGGUAAUUUUUUUCAACCUCAUCUACAUCUCAAUUCCAAUACAAUCUGUAAUAUUUGGGAAUCAACAGGGAGGUUACAAAGAAGAAGUUAACUAGUAAAUAGUAUUUAUUUAAAAGUGCCCUUUGUGUACGGAAUCCAGCUAAAAGAUUAACAGUUACUAAAACAUCCCAACAAGCCAACUGCUUUCAAAAAGGCCUCUACCACUAACACAAGAUGGUGCCAUUAGCAUAUUAUGAUCAACAUUUUAUGCCAUUAUACCCGUCUUGCCAACUGGCCACAACCAAUUCAUUAACACAUCAGUACAAAGGUGAUAAACUAAAUCAACUCAAUAACCAGCCUGCGACCAGAGCGGAAUCAUACAGCAACCAAUUAGCAGUGCCUCCACUGGGCUCUGAUCAGAAGAAGGUCCAGAGCUAUUCAGUACUGACCUUUCCCCAGGCUCACAACAAAAUUUCACAAGGUUCUUCUAACAGAGUUCUUCUGAAAUCACCAUUAUCCAAUCCCAAAUAUCAGGCUACACCUUCACCAGACCUCCACUGGGGAACUCCUUCUCUGGGGUCUAAUGAGAGAGCCUUGAGAUCACCUUUUCCCUACCCCAAACCUCAAACAACAUCUCUACUUGACCUCAAAAUGACAUCAUCAUCACUGAAACCCAGUCAAACAGCCCUAAAUUCACCAAUACCACUCCCGAAAUCUCAGACCAUAUCAUCCCCAGAGCUUUGCUGGACACCACCUACACUGAAGUCUAACCAAAGAGUUUUGAGUUCAUCAUUAUCCUCCCUCCAACAUCCAGAAAAAUCUUCCCUAGGUAUCCUCUGGACAUCGUCUUCUUUGGGACCCAAUGGAAGAACGCUUUGCUCAACAUUACCUCAAUCUAAGCCUCAGAAAACAUCACUGAACUGCCUUUGGGCAUCUGUAUUGGAGCACAAUCAGAGAUCUCUGAGUUCACCAUUACUCAACCCCAAACCUCAAACAAACAACUUUCUUUGUACAUUCCCUUCAUUGGAACCUCAUCAAAUGACUCUUAGCUCAUCGUUACCUGACUCCAGACCUCAGAAAACUCCUGUAUUGAACUCUAAUCCCAGUGUUCUGAGCUUACCACUGCCUCACUCAAAAUCUCGGAAAAAAACUUUACCACUUUAUGUCCACCAGACUCAGAGUUUGCCGUUGUUCCCACCCAAAUCUCAGACAACGUUUACACUUGAUCGUGAGUGCUGGACUCUGAGCUCACCAGUUUGCCACUCCAAGCUUCAGAAGACCACAUCACCAAGUGCCAAACAUAGAGCCAUAAAUUCACCAUCAUACCAACUCAAACAAAGCAUCUCAGGUGAAACGUCAUCAAGCUCUGAGUACUGCAUCAAGGAAAUGGCUGUUUCAGCAUUGAUCUCCAAACUCCACAGUAGAAGAAGUUAUGAUGUUUGUGCACACACAGAAUCAAAUAAAGAAAUUCCAUGGACUUUAGAUUAUAUUCAACCCUGCAUUGUUAAAGGUGGAAUUAUCCCUGAUGAUGUUGUACAUAAAAUUGUCAAUUCUAUCUCCAAGAGCAAAAUUCAGAGGGAUCUCUCCAGGCAGAUUCUCUUUCGAAGGAUGAGGGGAAGGCCAAACCCUCGUCCUGGUCCCCGUAUUUCAUUAAGUUAUAUGGUUUGUUUAGUGUGUGCUUCCUGCAUAAACUUUCAGUGUAACCAUCUUACAGGAAGAAAAGACCCUCGUGGUGCAACAUUGUUUGUCAUACCAACACCUGAGCCCAAUUCUGAGGGAGAAAUUGAGGUAAAAUUAGUUCUUAUCCUUUCUCUACCAGAGACGUCUUUCUCAUCUUCCUCUGUGGAAGGAAAACAGCUUGAUCAAGUAUCUGAAGACAACCUUGAAGGAAUGGAGAAGAUAUCACAGAUUGCCCCUACCUCCGAGCCUGAUAUCAUCCAGGGACCUGAUACCAAGAAAAAUUGGUUGACAGUAGCCCCCCAAAACAAAGUUAUAAGCCAACAGCCCCAGGCUAUUGACUGGCUACUUUAUGUUAAAAAAAGUAACAGUUCUCAGUUGAAGUCCCAGAGCCCAUCUCCUUCUUCCUCUUCCUCCUCCUCGUCUUCCUCCUCCUCAUCUUCCUCUCCCUCUACACCCUUCUCACCCUCUACUGUCAAAGAUGCCACCACACCUACUUUAUCAGAAUGUGUGUUCACUAAGGUACUUGGUUACCACCGCUUGCCCCCAGGGGUCUCCUGGCUUGAGUUUAUAAAAAGUAAAAAUCAUCAGCCACUUCCUGGAAAACCACAUCAAAGUCAAUCACCGCCUCCCAAAUUAAGGCCUAUAAGGAAAAGCAGCGCAGCAAAAGAGACAAAGGGGCCAAAUAUACUGUUCAGAUUUUUCCAGACAAAAUUUCAAAAUGAAAGGAAUCCUGAUUAAAUUAACUUUUUGACUCUUCGAAAGAAAUUGACCUCUUAGUUCUUUAAAACUCAUAUUUGAUUUUCUAUCAUGCUUAUUAAUAUUCUUAGUAGUAACUUAAGCAUGACUUUUAUUUAAGCUGAUUAAACAUGUAGUUAAGGAGGGACUAUUUCCCUUAAUACUCUUUUCUAGUAGAUAAUAGCUUUGAUCUCUACAAGCCGAAACUGAAUUCUAUGAUUGUAACCCAGUGCCUGGCUUAUGGUAGCCACUGUAUAAUCAUUGUUGAAUGAAUGAAUUAAUCAUAGUUGCCCAUAGACCGGAAAUACUUCAUUUUGCCCUGAACAGUAUCUAUUUCAAUUGCUAGUCUCUUUUCUCAUAAGACAUGAUAAUGACAGUAUUCUUAAACUAGUUUGGACUAAACUAUUGUCUCAAUCUCUAAAGAAAAUUCAGAUCACUGUUCCGUAGGUAAGAGAGUAUAUAGCUAGGAAUCUUUUCAGCUAAAGUUCCUAAAGAUAAUUCUAUGGUAAGAUCCUACACGCUGGAAUCAUGAUUUAUUCAGCCUUAGUUAACAAACCUGAGGAGAGACAGAAUAACAAACUGUUACAAACAGCCCUUCUUCAUGCUAUGUCAAUAUAUCAAUUACAAGCUUCUGAAAUCAGCUGCUCAUCACUUCUAUCCAUAUAAGCAAAAUGGUUAAUAAAAAAGGAGAAGGAAUGUUUAUAAAAUGUUUUUGUUUCACUGAGUAUACUGGUAGUGGGAAGAGAAGGUAUAAACUGUUAACAUGCUAGGUUGCUAAUGGAAACGUUGGUGGUUCAAGUCCGUCCAGAGCCACUUCCAAAAAAUCAGCCACUGAAAGCCCUAUGGGGCACAGUUCACUAUGACACACAUGGGGUUGCCAUGAGUCAGAAUCAGCUUGAUGGAAACAGGUUUUGACCAGUUUACAUGCCCUGCUGACUCACAAUUCUGCUUCUCCACCCCAGAUUUUUCCUGAUCACCAGAUUGCAUACUGGACCUUUCCAAUUGGGACAUGGUAUAAACAUCUCAAACUCAGUACGACCAAUCCUGAAUUCAUCACCUUUAAUCAUCUCUGAAUCCCCUACCUCAAUAGGUGGAGCACCAUCCAUCAUGAUGUCGUGUUUGAUUCUUUUUUCUCAUUGCUCCUCUCUGAAUCUUUGAGUUCUACGGCCCUAUUACCUCUAUAAUCCAGCCUUUCUUUCCCCCAUCUCCAUUACCACUGUCCUAGCUGUGUUCAAACCAUUUGUCACCUGGAUUACUCAAUAACUCAUAAACGUGCACUCUGACUUUUGAAUACAUUUCUGAGACAUGCAUUUGAGAAUGCCACUAUGCUGCUUUAAAUUCUUUAAUGAAUGCCCACUGUCUUCUGAAGAUGGAGUCUCUGGAUGGCACAAAAAGUUACAUACCCCUCUACAUACCAAAAGAUUGGCAGUUUGAACCAACCCAGAAGCACCUGGGAAGAAAGGUGGUCUGGUUCCCAAACUUCAUAGCCUUGAAAACCCUAUGAAGUACAGUUCUGCUCUGCAUACGCGGGGUUGCCUUGAGUCAGAACUGACUUCCUGCCAACUGAUUUGGUUUUCUGGGGCAAGUCUAAAUGCCUUUAAUGAUUGUACUAUGCUAACUUCUCAUCCUUCUCCAGCCCCCUACCAGGUGCUUCAGCUACACAGUGUUUUUUACAAUGUGUAUAAUGUGCCACCAAAACCCAUUGCUGUUGAGUUGACUCCGACUCCUUGCAUCGCUACAGGACAAAGUGGAACUGCCUCAGAGGGUUUCCAAGGCUGUAAAUCUUUACAAAAGCAGACCACCACAUCUUUCUCUUACAGAGCCGCUUGUGGGUUCAAACCACUGACCUUCCUGUGAACAGCCGAGAGCUUUAAGCACUGCACUACCGGGGCUCCUAAUGUGCCACAGCCCUCCUUAUAUCCUACAUUUUUUAAAUCAAUAAUCCUGCUGCUUAGAAAGAUGGUCUCAUCUAACCGUUUUUAUCCUACAGGACUCUGUUUAGUCUUGACUUCUUCUGGGGAAGUUUUUUUCUGAUCUACUGCAAAGCUGACCCUCCUAUUACCAUAAAACUCUGUGUCCACGUGUUUUUUGGCUGCUCUUAACGUUAUUAUGUAUUGGCUGUCUUCACUCACUUGUCUGACUUCACUCACUAGACUGCAAACUUUAUGUUUGCCAUUUUAUGGUGAUUUUUUAACCAGUGCUUGGAAUAGAGUAAAUGGUCAAUGAUGCAUAUUGAUACUGAGUUAAUGCUAUUUACACUCUCUAACUUUUCAAAUCCUCUUAAGUGAAUAAUAUUUGGUUGGUCUGUUCUUUCCAGUAGGAUUAAUACCACAUUGUUCUUUUAACCCUUUAUCUUGAUUAGGAGUUCCAUAAAAAUGUCAACUGAUGACAAACGAGUCAUUCUUGUCUUAAUCUUAGGGGAAAAGUGUUUUAGUAUUUCAGCAUUAAUUAUGCUGUUGGCUAAUGUACAGCUGAUUAGUAAUGAUCAGGAAGAAUUUCUGUGAAAAAUGUGUUCAAGAACUUCUCCAGCUGCCUUAGAAAGCCCUUGGCAUGUGCUCUAUCCAUUCUAACCAUCCCUUGUGAUACACAUCACUUUUGUAGUUGCUUUUUGGAUAUCUGGACUAAACUUCGUGAGUGCAGGCCCUAUGUCUGUAUUGUUCAUCACUAAACACUCAGGACCUGGUUGUACUUGACAUAUACUAAGCAUGCUAUAAGUAUUUGUGGAAAUCAACUAAUUUGUAUUUACUGAUGUAACUUACAUGUUUAAUUUUACAUCUUUUAGUUUGUUUUCUAAACUUAAUGCCUCAGUUUAGUUUUUUUUUUCUUUUGUCCCAUUUCUUUAUUUUUUUGGACUAGGAUUUAGUUGCUUUUAAUUUCUUUAUUGUAUUGAAAGUUACUUAUCAUGUUCUUAAUUCUAAUAGUGCCUACAUUCAAAAUUUUUUUUCAAAAAAGAUUUUUUAACCUAUAUUUUUCUAAUAUUUGAACUUGUGAAUAAAACUGCUUGAAGCUUAUGGGAAAAAGAUGUCUACAUGAGCAAUAAAUAUCCAACUCCUUGCCUCUCUCUCUUCCAGCUUCUUUAGAGAUAACAAUGAAAUAUCAAAAAUAGAGAAAAACAUGUACCAGUGACAGAAAA